Molecule: messenger RNA, 777 nt
Organism: Guyanagaster necrorhizus
Lineage: Eukaryota; Fungi; Basidiomycota; Agaricomycetes; Agaricales; Physalacriaceae
Exons: 3
Biological process (GO): protein insertion into mitochondrial inner membrane from matrix
Cellular component (GO): mitochondrial inner membrane
Molecular function (GO): membrane insertase activity
Source: RefSeq, a predicted model, not a curated record
UCGUCUAUACCAACCGAUGCUAUCUCAGAAACUCUUAACGGCAUCCCACCUCUCCAGUACGGUGACCUUGCCUCACUAGGCCUCGUCUCCUGGACACCUCCCUCAUUCUUCCGUUUGAUGUUUGAGGGGAUCAACGUUACGACCGGACUGCCCUGGUUCUGGACUAUCAUAAUAGGUUCCAUCAUCGCCAGAGGGGUCGUCGUUCCCUUCGCCAUCAGCGCCCUCCGCCAUAAUCAGCGUCUAGGGCUUGUCUCCCCCCAAUUGACAAAACUGCAAGAGCAGAUGACUUUGGCGAAACAGAGGAAGGAUACUGUGAUGCAGCAGAAAUCUGUACUGCAGAUUGGCGCACUGAUGUCGUCCGCCCAGGUUAAACCGAUGAUGCUCAUCCUGGGCCAGGCAGUCACGUUCGCAGUAUCGGUUUCCGCUUUCAUGGCUGUGCAGAAGAUGGGGGCCCUUCCUGUCCCUCAGCUCACCGAGAGCGGUUUCUCCCUCCUUCCUGAUCUAACGGCGUCGAUGCCCGUACCGAUGAACAUUCUAAUCGGGUCUUCGAUAUUUUUGCAAAUUCGAAACCAAAUCUCGGAAUCGACAACUUCAACGCCUGAGUAUGUGGCCAGGAUGAACGUCCUGAGUGUUUUCUUACCGGUGAUGUCCACCUUGGCUAUCUGGGGAACGGGAAUGUCGUCUGCAGUUGGCCUAUACCUGCUGGUAAUGUCGACGAUGUUGUCGCUUCAGUCCGUUAUACUUCGGCAUCCUGCUGUCAGGCAGCGGCUGGGCAUA